Molecule: messenger RNA, 681 nt
Organism: Vitrella brassicaformis
Lineage: Eukaryota; Vitrellaceae
Source: the annotation of a GenBank genome assembly
CGACAGGGACCCCCCUCCAAGGCGAGAACAGGGCAGGUGCACGCUUCGUUGCUGCCUGUGCGCCCGACGGCGGGAUCUUUUCAGCUGCGCUGGCUGUUGUGAGGUGCGGCCGCCUCACUUCACUCCCCUGUGAUGGUGGCUCAGCGGUGGGCGUGGACGGCCGCCGGGGAGUUCCUGGCGUUCCGCCUGGGCCGCCUCUAUGAAACCCUCUACUACUCACAGUAAGGCCUGACAGACUGGCAGACACUCAUCCUGUGCUGAUCUGCUGUGUGUGAGCUGUGCAGGUACAACAACAAGUACUGGAUGGCCCUGAUCAUCCCUGGCUGGUUCUGCACGACCCGCUGGCGCGCCGAGCACCAGCUGCACUACUACGUCUUCAUCGACUCGGCCAACAUCCUGCCCGACACGAGCAGCUGGCUGUGGGGCUCCUGGGGACAGGGCACCAAGUACUACCUCCCCGACAACGCCAAGGUCAAGGAUCUGUACAAGGCCGUCUAUGGGGAGGACAAGAAGGUGCCAUCGAAUGUGCGUGCGGGGUGCCGGGGGCGGAUGAUGGAUGACGACGACACUCUGGCGAUGGCGGUGCACGCCUUCUGCAAGAGGGACCCCAAGAUUCAGAUCUGGGAGGAGGAUGGGACCAUCCACAUGUGAUGAUUGGGGGAGAGGUUUGGUGCCUUUGAU